AUGGAGGAGACGCGCGUGAUUUACCACCUCGAGGACCAGCACACGCCGUACCUCGUGCGCAUCGGCGUGCCCGCGCAGCGCGUGACCCUGCUGGACGUGAAGAACGCGCUGAACAAACCACACGCGCGCUUCUUCUUCAGGUCCGAGGACCGAGACUUUGGUGUGGUGAAGGAGGAGAUCAGUGAUGAUGGAGCUGUUCUUCCCUGCGCCAACGGAAGGAUCGUCUGCUGGCUGGUGUCUGCAGACUCUCAGUUGGACUUCAGAGGUUCUGACGUCAUGUCCGUGGCCACGCCCACCAGCAGCACGGCCCCGCCCUUCCGCCUGACCCCGCCCCCUUCGGACAGAGCCCCGCCUCCCCCGGACAAAGCCCCGCCCCCCGAGAGGACCAGAGGCAUCGGAGACUCUCGUCCUCCGUCGUUCCAUGCUCUUCAGGAGGACUCUGAAGGACACGCCCACCUCCACAAACCGUCCAAUCGUCAUCGAGCGCACAGAGGCAGCUCGUCCAAUCAGCAGCAGAGCAGCGAACUGGAAACAACCAGUUUCUGUUCAUCUGGAGACUCAGGAGGAAGGUUCAGCCAAUCAGAGCAGAGCAGCUCGUCUCCUCGUCUGUUUCGGCGUCAACGGCGUCGACAUCGGAAGAAGCCGACUCAGCCCAUGGACAAGUCCUUGAGCAGUGUGACCGACUCCACCAUGUCCCUGAACAUCACCACAGUCACACUCAACAUGGAGCAGCAUCACUUCCUGGGCGUGAGCGUCCUGGGGCAGAGCACAGAUCGAGGAGACGGAGGGAUUUACAUCGGCUCCAUCAUGAAAGGAGGAGCAGUGGAGGCGGACGGACGAAUAGAACCAGGAGACAUGUUACUGCAGGUGAACGACAUAAACUUUGAAAACAUGAGCAACGACGACGCCGUGAAAGUCCUGAGAGACGUACUACACACACCAGGACCCGUCACGCUGACUGUGGCCAAGUGUUGGGACCCGAGCCCCCGGAGCUGCUUCACCCUCCCCCCCAGUGAACCUGUCAGACCCAUCGACCCGGCGGCCUGGGUCUGUCACACGGCCGCCAUGACAGGACGCCUCACCCCCCACUACUCGGUCCAUGAGGAGACCCCUCUGAGCGUCCACAGUGACAUCACGGCGGUGGUGGCGGCGAUGGCCAAUCACAGAUCAGGACUCGAGGUCCGAGACCGACUGUGGCUCAAGAUCACCAUCCCCAACGCCUUCAUCGGGUCGGACGUGGUGGACUGGUUGCUGCUUCAUGUUGAGGGUUUCUGUGAUCGUCGUGAAGCUCGUAAAUACGCCUCAAACCUGCUGCAGAGCGGCUUCAUCAGACACACGGUCAGCAAGGUCUCCUUCUCCGAACAGUGUUACUACAGCUUUGGAGACGUGUGCACAGAGCUGGGUCUUCUGACUGUGGAGGACCCAGAAGAGUCUCGUGUUUCGGAGCCAGAGUCCUGCGCUGUGCCCCACCCCUACAGCGCCCCCCACAGGCUGCAGCCCAACAGAGACGCAGGCAGCCACCACAGCCACGGAAGUGGGGGUGGGUCAAACUGUAGUGAAAAACACAGAGAUGAAGUCGACCAAUCAGAGCUCAGAGCGGCUCAGACUCCGCCCCCUGCCUCCAGACAGUCAUUCCGAUUGGCCGUCGGAAACCCCAGCGAGUUCUUUGUGGACGUCAUGUGACCAGAACAAACCAAUCAGCUGCAGCCUCCACUGUGCACCGCUUUAA
Messenger RNA from Boleophthalmus pectinirostris (great blue-spotted mudskipper), 1729 nucleotides. RefSeq names its product segment polarity protein dishevelled homolog DVL-3-like. Gene Ontology annotation, cellular component: cytosol. Gene Ontology annotation, molecular function: frizzled binding. The record is from RefSeq and is a predicted model, not a curated record. Gene Ontology annotation, biological process: intracellular signal transduction; canonical Wnt signaling pathway. The transcript is spliced from 14 exons. Lineage: Eukaryota; Metazoa; Chordata; Actinopteri; Gobiiformes; Gobiidae. The coding region runs from base 1 to 1683 and encodes 560 amino acids.